Chanos chanos (milkfish) is the source of this 9618-nucleotide messenger RNA. It is a transcript of the gene lama2, whose product is annotated as laminin, alpha 2. The transcript is spliced from 65 exons. The record is from RefSeq and is a predicted model, not a curated record. Gene Ontology annotation, molecular function: signaling receptor binding; extracellular matrix structural constituent. Gene Ontology annotation, biological process: regulation of embryonic development; cell adhesion; axon guidance. NCBI's taxonomy places the organism in Eukaryota, Metazoa, Chordata, Actinopteri, Gonorynchiformes, Chanidae. The coding region runs from base 1 to 9618 and encodes 3205 amino acids. Gene Ontology annotation, cellular component: basement membrane.
AUGGACUGUUCUUUUUCAGGUCUGUUUCCUGCUGUGCUGAACCUGGCCUCCAUGGCAGAGAUCACGGCCAAUGCCACUUGCGGAGAGACGGGGCCUGAGAUGUACUGUAAACUGGUGGAGCAUGUUCCCGGGCAGCCUGUCCGAAACCCACAGUGUAGGAUCUGCAACCUCAGGAGUGACAGAGCAUAUGAACAGCACCCCAUUGAGUAUGCUAUAGAUGGAACAAAUAGAUGGUGGCAAAGCCCAAGUAUAAAAAACGGAAUGGACUACCAUUACGUGACCGUCACUCUGGACCUCCAACAGGUGUUCCAGAUUGCGUACAUGAUCCUGAAAGCAGCCAACUCUCCUCGACCGGGGAACUGGAUUCUGGAACGUUCUGUAGAUGGAGUGAACUUCAGUCCGUGGCAGUAUUAUGCCAUCACGGAUACGGAGUGUUUAACUCGAUUCAACAUCGUCCCCCGCACUGGACCUCCAUCUUACACACGUGAUGACGAGGUCAUAUGCACCUCCUUCUACUCCAAAAUCCACCCUCUGGAAAAUGGGGAGAUCCACACUUCUCUGAUCAACGGAAGGCCCAGUGCCGACGACCCCUCGCCGACCUUACUGAACUUCACCUCUGCCCGCUACAUCCGCCUCCAGUUCCAGAGAAUACGGACCUUAAACGCUGACCUCAUGACCCUUGCCCUCAACGACCCACGAGAAAUCGACCCCAUUGUCACCAGGCGGUAUUAUUACUCCAUUAAAGACAUUUCUGUUGGCGGUAUGUGUAUUUGUUAUGGACAUGCCAAAGCCUGCCCACUGAAUGAAGAAACCAAGAAAUUCAGCUGUGAGUGUGAACACAACACGUGUGGGGAGAGCUGUGACCACUGUUGCCCCGGAUACAACCAGAAACCCUGGAUGGCCGGAACGUUCCUGACGCGCCACGUCUGCGAGAAGUGUAACUGCCAUGGGAAAUCAGAAGAAUGCUAUUUCAACCAGACGGUGGCUGAUGGGAAAUUGAGUUUGAAUAUUCAUGGGGAGUAUGAAGGGGGCGGAGUCUGUCUCCAUUGUUCUGAGAACACAGCAGGGAUCAACUGUCAAACUUGCGCUGAUGGUUACUAUAGACCUGAUGGGGUGCGUCCGGAGGAAGCCCAUCCCUGCCGGCCCUGUUCCUGUAAUCCGAUUGGCUCUCUUCACCACGUCUGCAUCCCUGACCAGUCACGUGCCGUCGGAGAGUUGGCGGCGGGCUCCUGCCACUGUAGACCGGGUUACGGAGGGGAGAAGUGCGAGAGGUGUGCUUUCGGCUACACUGGUUACCCAGAGUGUGAACGGUGUAACUGCAGCACUGCAGGGAGUCUGAAUGAAGACCCCUGCUCCCUGCCCUGUGUGUGUAAGGAAAACGUGGAGGGGGAAAACUGCGAUCGCUGUCAAGUGGGAUUCUUUAAUCUCCAGGGAGACAAUCUCUAUGGUUGUGAGGCGUGUUACUGUUCUGGCGUGACCAGUCACUGUGUCUCCUCCCCAUGGGCUUACAGUAAUCUUACAGACAUGUCUGGCUGGUCUCUGACCGGACCUCAGGGAGAGGGGCUUGUUUGGCCCAUUCCCAGCAGAGACACGCCCCCUAAAUGGUCCAUCAGCCAUAGAGAAGCUAAGACACAGCUAGCCUCACCCUUCUAUUGGAGUGCCCCUGCAACUUACCUGGGCAACAAGCUGGGUGCCAUAGGAGGGAGUCUGGUGUUUACCGUGUCCUAUGACACAGAGAGGGGAGACAAACCGGUUCAGCUCAGCUCCGGUCCUGAUGUCAUCAUAGAGGGCGGUGGGUUACGAUUGAUUGACAGUCGUUUGGAGCGAGCGGUGUACCCUUUCUUAGUGACUACAAAAAGGAUUGUACUACAGCCUGAACACUUUGAACACAGCAGCUCGGGCCUGCCAGUCAACAAGAGAGACUUCAGCAAGGCCCUGAGCAAACUACAACGGCUGCUCCUCAGAGCUCAGUACAGCAAUGAAGACACCGCCAUCUACAGGCUGUUGUCUGUGAGUUUGGAGGUGGUGAAUGAGGGUGACAGUGGUGAGGUGCAGGCCACAGGAGUGGAGGUGUGUGAGUGUCCUCCUGGAUACAGCGGCACAUCCUGUGAGACUUGCGAACCUGGUUAUCGAAGGGUUAAUGGCACCAUCCAUAAUGGCAUUUGCGAACGUUGCCGUUGUCAUGGACACUCGUCUCACUGUGAUGACAUCACCGCACAGUGCCUGGGCUGUGAGGACCACACCACAGGACCACACUGUGACACAUGUGUCCAGGGUUACUAUGGUGACGCCACCAAGGGCACAGCCAAUGACUGCCAGCCAUGCGCAUGCCCCCUGACAAGCCCAUCCAACAACUUCAGCCCCACGUGCCACCAGGAUGCCCGAGGAGAACUGAUCUGCGACCGAUGCCAGCCGGGCUACACCGGAACACGCUGCGAAAGGUGUGCUAAUGGCUACUUUGGGCGCCCUGACAUCAAAGGGGGUUUCUGUCGUCCAUGUGAGUGUAACGAUAAUUUGGACCUCACAGCUCCCCGUAGCUGUGACCCCAUUACUGGAGCAUGUCUGAGAUGCAGGGAGGGGUACGGAGGAAACACUUGCCAAACCUGUGCCGAUGGUUACUAUGGAGAUGCCAUCGUGGCCAAGGAUUGCCAGCCGUGUCAGUGCCAUCUGAAUGGCUCCAUGUCUGAAGUGUGCCACCAGGAGACCGGGCAGUGCCAGUGUAAAGAACAUGUGGUCGGGCGACAGUGUGAUGAAUGUAUGCCGAACUGUUGGUGGGAUGCUGAGGAGCAGGUGUGUAAGCCGUGUGCGUGUAGUUCGGUGGGCUCUAUGUCCCAGAGGUGCGAUGUGGAGGGCCGUUGUAUCUGUAAGCCGGGCUACGUGGGCAGACGCUGUGACAUCGCGCGGCAGGGUUACGAACGCAGAGAGACCCGCAGGCCUGUGCAGCGGGUGCCCAUCCGACAGCUACAGCGCUGGGACACCACCAGCAGGGGGGGCUGUCCUCGAGGGGCCUACCGCCCAACAGGGACACACAUGCACGGUGGCAGAGGCUGCGUGCCAUGUCACUGCAACUCGUUCGGCUCGAAAUCGUUUGACUGCGACGAGAGCGGCCAGUGCAGGUGCCAGCCGGGAGUGACCGGGCAGAAAUGCGACCGGUGUGCCCCUGGACACUUCAACUUCCAGGAGGGAGGCUGUUCUCCCUGCCAGUGUGCCCAUGUAGGUAAUAACUGUGAUGCUAACACAGGGCGGUGUAUAUGUCCUCCUAACACAGUGGGAGAAGGGUGUGACAGAUGUGCCCCCAAUCACUGGGGUCAUGACAUCAUCACAGGCUGCAAGGCAUGUGGCUGUAGUGUGGUAGGCUCCGUCACCCAGCAGUGUAACCUGAACACUGGCUGCUGUUUCUGUAGAGAUCAGUUCAGAGGAGAGAAAUGCGACGAAUGUAAGCUGGGCUAUCGUGAUUUCCCACAAUGCACCUCCUGUGACUGCUCAGUGGCCGGCUCCACCCAAGAUACCUGUGACGCCGAGAUGGGCGUGUGCGCGUGUGCUGACAGGACUGGACAGUGCUCCUGCAAGGCUAACGUGGAGGGGCUGAAGUGUGAUCGCUGUCGUUUGGGAACUUUUGGGAUGAGUGUGGCCAACCCACUGGGCUGCAGCAAGUGCUACUGCUUUGGCUUGUCCAGCACCUGCACAGAGGCACAGGGUCUGAUUCGUAUGUGGCUGACUCUAAUGCCAGAACAGACAGUGCUGCCCCUAGUGGACAAAGCCAACCAGCUGGAGACAACCGUGGGCGUAACCUUCCAGCACCCGGAGAUCAUCGCUAACGCUGAGCUGGUCACCCAGGAGCUGACGGAGCCAUAUUACUGGAGACUCCCUAAACAGUUUAGAGGGUCUAUGAUAACAGCGUACGGAGGCAAGCUGAAGUACGCUGUUUACUUUGAGGCUCGGGACGAGACGGGUCGCACUUCCUACGAACCACAGAUCAUCAUUAAAGGCGGGCCCAACAGGAACAAGGUCAUGGUCCGACACAUCACGGGCCUCCAGAUUGGCCAGCUGACCCGUCAUGAGAUUGACAUGACAGAGCACGAGUGGAAGCACCAGGACAACAGACCAAUGACACGUGAGGAUUUCAUGGAUAUACUUUUCCACGUGGAGUACAUCCUCAUCAAAGCCUCCCAUGGCAACGUGAUGAGACACAGCCGGAUUUCAGAGAUAUCUCUGGAGGUAGCUGAGGAGGGCAGGCCGUCUGUGGAGAGUGAGAGAGCCUAUCAGAUUGAGAAGUGUGACUGUCCCCUGGGAUACUCUGGUCUGUCCUGUGAGGAGUGUGCGGCCGGCUUUUACCGGCUGUCGGUGCGGAGUGGUGGUGUGGCAUCGAGGGCAGGCAUUGGGACCUGUGUGCAGUGUCAGUGUAACAGCCACAGUGACAUCUGUGACCCUGAGACGGCCAUCUGCCAGAACUGCCAACAUAACACAGUUGGGGACAGAUGUGAGCGAUGUGCUCCUGGUUUCUACGGCGUUGUCCGUGGGUUCACCAACGACUGUAAACCCUGCGCGUGUCCCCUCACCAACCCUGAAAACAAUUUUAGUCCCACCUGUGUGAAUGAAGGCUUUAAUGACUAUCGCUGCACUGCCUGUCCUGAGGGAUAUGAAGGGAAACACUGUGAGAGGUGUGCACCCGGUUUCCAUGGAGACCCACGUGUGGUGGGCGGGCGCUGCGAGGAGUGUAAGUGUGACCCGUACGGGUCGGUGCCGGGACCGUGCGACCCGGUGACCGGCCAGUGUCGGUGUCGAGCGGGUGCAUCAGGACUGAAGUGUGAACAGUGCAUGGAGCGGCAUGUGUGUGGACCGACUGGCAUUGUGUCAUGUGACGAUGACUGCAGUGGUCUUUUAAUCAGUGACAUGGAUCGCUUGCUGCGUCUCAUUGGCAGCGUGAAUCUCACUCUACCUCUGCCUCCUCCGUACAAAGUCCUCUACCGCUUUGAGAACAUGACGGAUGAACUCAAGCACAUGCUCUCUCCACAGAGGGCGCCAGAGAGGCUAAUCCAGCUGGCUGACAGUAACCUGGGUAGUCUGGUCACGGAGAUGGACGAACUGCUCAGCAGAGCGACCAAAGUCUCAGCAGACGGAGAACAAACGGAGGAAGAUGCGGAGCGGAGUCACAAACGGGCUCAGGACCUGGAGCUUUUUGUCAAAAACACAUUACUGGCAGCAGAAGCUCUGAGGGAUAAGGCCCGGGAGCUGAACGCCACUCUGGGUCGGAGAAACGGAGCAGCAGAGAAGAGUCUAAAUGAAAUGCACGGUGAGAUCGAAGCCAUGCUGGCCGAACUGCGUAAACGACAACUCGGCGGCAAGAAACAGAUCGCCGAGGAAGAGCUGGGAGCGGCUGAGGCCCUGUAUGCAAAGGUGAAGCGACUCUUUGGUGACCCCCACCAGGCGACGGAGGACCUGAAGAAGGAGGUGAUGGAGAAGAUGGAUGAUUACCAGGGCAAGCUGAAUGACACUGAGGAGCUGAUCAGACAAGCCCAGGACAAAGUCACUGAGGCCAGGGGUCUGUCUGCAGCCAACCAACGCAAACUGGACAGCCUACAGGGAACGAGAGACAAAGCCCUUAAAGGAAAGAAAGAAGCAGAGGGGAUCUUGGCUGAAGGAGAAAAGAUUCUUGAUGGUGCCAGUGCUCUCUCUAAUGACAUUAACCAAGGCAUCGAGGACCUGGAGGAGAUGGAUAGAGAACUGGGACCCCUUCAAGACCAGUUGGACUAUAAAGUGAGUCGUUUAAGUCGCGGGCUGGAUGACAACACCCUGCCAGAGCUGCUGAUCCGAGCGGAGACCCACGCCGCCGAACUCAAUGAGUCUGCCACCAUCCUAGACAAUAUUCUGGCAGAUGCCAAGAAUCUCUCCUUCAAUGCCACAGCAGCCUUCAAUGCAUACAGAAACAUCAAGGACUUCAUCGAUGAGGCAGACAAGCUGGCCAAAGAGGCCAAAGCAUUGGGGAACGAUGCUGUUCAGCUGACCACUGGACCCAAAGGUUCUCUGAAAGACCAGUCCAAGAACUCUCUUCAGAAGAGUUACCGUUUGUGGAACGAGGCCAAAGACUUGGAGAAAGAUGUGAAAGAAAACGGUGAGAAUUUGGGCGUUCUGCAGCUCAGGUUGAAAGCAGCUGACCAGAAGAACAAAGACAUGCUGAAAGCUCUCAACGACACACUGGACAAACUCAGCUCAAUCCCCGACGACACAGCGGCUAAAAUCCAGGCCACUAAAGAGAAGGCGGGUGAGGCCAACGACACAGCGACGGAUGUCCUGGCCCGUCUGCGGGACCUGAACCUCAACCUCAUGGGUCUAAGGAAGAACUACAGCAAACUGGAGGACGACGUCAAGAAGGCCAACAACAUCAUCCAGGACCCGGAGAAAAACACAAUAAUUCAUGCAGCUGGAGCCAAGGUAAAAGACGUGGAGGACGAAGCCGACAGGCUGCUGGAGAAACUCAAGCCCAUCAAAGAGCUUCAGGACAACCUAAAGAAGAACAUCUCUCACAUUAAGGAGCUCAUCAACCAAGCACGCAAGCAGGCUAACUCAAUUAAGGUGUCUGUGUCAUCUGGAGGCGACUGUAUUCGCACCUACCAACCAGAGAUAAAGAAGGGCCGUUACAACACCAUCAUCCUGAACGUCAAGACCACCACUGCCGACAACCUGCUCUUUUACCUUGGCAGUGCCAAAUAUGUGGAUUUCCUGGCGGUGGAGAUGCGGAAAGGCAAGGUGAACUUCUUAUGGGACGUGGGUUCAGGUGUGGGUCGUGUGGAGUACCCCGACCUGGUCAUUAAUGACGGAAACUGGCAUCGCAUAGAAGCCUCACGCAUUGGUCUGAAUGGAACCAUCUCAGUACAAGCCCUGGAGGGACCUAAAACGGGUAUCCUGCCCACCUCCAGGAGCGCCCAGUCUCCACAGGCCUUCACCAUACUGGACGUGGACCAGAAUGCCUAUCUGUUUGUCGGUGGCAUGCUUGGCAGUGUGAAGAAGGCAGAUGCAGUGAGGACCAUCACAUUCACAGGUUGUAUGGGAGAGACAUACCUGGACAGUAAACCCAUAGGCUUGUGGAACUACCGUGAGAGAGACGGAGACUGUAAAGGCUGUGUUGUCAGCCCUCAGCAGGCGGAUGCUGAGGGUACAGUUCAGUUUGAUGGAGAAGGGUACGCCGCCGUUAGCCGACCCACUCGCUGGAACCCUGAUGUUUCCACGGUGAUGUUCAAGUUCCGCACUUUUUCCACGGAUGCUCUGCUCAUGUACCUUGCCACCAAAGACAUGAAGGACUUUAUGAGUGUGGAGUUGAAUGAUGGGCGAGUUAAGGUGAGCUAUGACUUGGGCUCGGGCACAGGCUCCGUCAUCAGUGAAAAGAGGCACAAUGAUGGCAAAUGGAAGUCCUUCACCAUGUCUAGGAGCAAGAAACAAGCAACCGUGAUCGUCGUGGACAUUGACUCCAACGAGGAGGAGAAGCUAACCACCUCAUCUCAGGGUGUCAGUACAGGACUCAACCUCAAAGAAGACGAGAGAAUUUAUUUCGGCGGUUUACCGACCAUUGGCAACUACAGGAAAGAGGUGACUCUGAAGAGGUACGCAGGCUGCAUGAAGGACAUAGAAGUUUCCAGAACGCCAUACAAUUUGUUGAGCAGCCCUGACUACACUGGCUUGAUCAAAGGCUGUUCCAUUGAGAAUCUCCACACUGUUAGUUUCUCUAAGCCUGGUUAUAUGGAACUGCAGCCGAUUUCCUUUGACGUGGGCACGGAGAUCACUCUGUCCUUCAGCACUAAGAGUGACCAGGGCACCAUCCUGUUUGGACGAGGUGGACCGUCCCUCGCCCAGACCAUGGUCCAGGUGCCGCGGAGGAGACGCAGACAGACUGGAGAGCCUUUCCUGUCAGUCCAGCUGAGUAAAGGUACGUUGGAGGUGGUGGUGUUCACGGGUAAUAAGAACCCACGCAGAGUUCUGAGGAAAGCAGACGAAGGCAUUCUACAUGACGGACGAGAACACUCGCUACGGAUCCAGAGAAUGAACGGAGGGGCAUUCUCAGUGCAGGUGGACGAGGAACCCACAAUGGAACAGGCCAUUCCUAACGAUCAGCCAAUGAGCAUAAAGAGGCUGUUUAUUGGUGGAAUCCCUCCAGAUAUUGAAGAAAGUCUACAGAGGCCAAACCUCCCCUUUGAAGGCUGCAUCUGGAAUCUAGUCAUCAACACCAUCCCCGUGGACUUCUCUCAGCCCGUCUCCUUCGAGAACGCCGAGAUCGGGCAGUGUCCCAACUUGGCCCCGCCCCUACCCCCUCUCCCUGUGCCAGAGGAGGUCCCAGAGGAGGAGGCGGAGACAUCCGCGCCGGAGCGAGCAGCCACACCCAAACCCGGAGCCGUACCCACCGAGGCUUUGAGGCCAGCACCUCCACCUUCCACCGCCACGCCCCCCGCUGCUGAGAUCACCACCCCCCCAGAAGAGCCUGAUGAUGUCAAUCACACGGCGGUGUCGUGUGCAGCGGCGGCAGAGCCCGUCGUUCUGGAGCUGGCCAAACAGUUCGGCCUGUCACGGAACAGCCACAUGGCUUUUGAGUUUGACGAAAGAAAAGUGAAGACCAGGUUGAUUAUAGAAUUUGAGAUCCGUACGGAGGCAGAUUCAGGCCUGGUCUUUUACAUGGCCAGGAUCAAUCACGCAGACUUUGCCACCAUCCAGAUUAAAGAGGGUAUGGCACACCUGAGCUUUGACCUGGGCAGCGGAAACACGUCCGUCAGCGUGCCACGCAUUAUCAACGACGGCCAGUGGCACAAGAUCCGUGUGAUGAGGGAGAGACAGAGAGGAAUCUUGUAUGUGGAUAACCGAUAUUCCAAACACACGAACAGCCCUAAGAUGGCAGAUAUCUUGGAUGUGGUGGGAAUGCUGUAUGUCGGAGGUCUGCCUGUCAAUUAUACCACCAAGAGGAUUGGCCCAGUGCUCUACAGUAUCAAUGCUUGCAUUAGGAACUUAAAAAUGCUGGAUACUGUUUUGGACAUGGAAAACCCCACGUCCAGCUAUCUUGUGGGUACUUGCUUUGCCAACCCUGAGAAAGGCACUUACUUUGAUGGUACCGGCUAUGCCAAAGCAGUGGCCACAUAUAGAGUAGGUAACGAUGUAUCCGUGGACCUGGAGUUCCGUACGUCUCAGAGCUCUGGGGUCCUGCUGGGAGUCAGUGGACAGAAGAUGGAUGGACUGGGCAUUGAACUGGUCAACGGGAAGCUGCUGUUCCAUGCAGAUAACGGAGUUGGCCUGGUAACAGCUGUCCAUCAGCCGGAGGAAGAGGCGGGACUCUGUGACGGACAAUGGCAUUCCGUCACUGCCCACAAACUGAAGCACAGGCUGGAGCUGAUCGUUGACGGCAAGAAGUCGGAGGCGGCCAGCCCCAAUGUCAGGUCAACGUCGGCCGACACCAACGACCCCGUCUACGUCGGAGGAUAUCCCGAGGGAGUGAAGCAGUUUGCUCUGACCAUAAACAAAUCAUUCAAAGGCUGUGUGAGGAAUCUAAAGAUUACCAAAGCCUCUAAGGUUCUGCAGGUCCAGCUGAACAAAGCCCUGGAGCUGAAGGGUGUUCAGCCUCUCACGUGUCCAGCAGCUUAA